Molecule: messenger RNA, 612 nt
Organism: Strongyloides ratti
Lineage: Eukaryota; Metazoa; Nematoda; Chromadorea; Rhabditida; Strongyloididae
Exons: 1
Coding region: 1-612 (203 amino acids)
Source: RefSeq, a predicted model, not a curated record
AUGAUAGUAUUUUUAUGUGAACCUUUAUAUUUUUUUUUUAAAUUUUUUUAUUGGUUUGUGAUAAUUAAUAUUUGUACUGUAAUAACAUGUUUAAAAAAUAAACAUAUUGAUUCAAAAAAUGAUAGAAAUUUGGAAUAUUAUGAAAAAGAUUAUCGUUCUUGUUAUGAUGAUUUUAAUGUAAAAUCGAAUUAUCAAUUAGCUAAUAAUGAUGUGUACUUAAAAAGAUCAAAAAAUAAAAAUGAUACUGAUGAAAAAUUUCGUAUAUUUUCAAAAAAAGAUGCUUUUACUGAUAGUAAACUUGAUUUGACACAAUCAAUACCUGGAAGUGAUAGCGAUGAAUAUAGUGAUAAAAAUAGAAAUAAAAAAGAAAGCAAUUCAGAGGGAGAAAAAAAACGUUUAAAAUCAUGUCUAAAAAAAUCAAAUAACUUUAAUAAAAUAUUAAAAAGUAAAAAAAAAGUUUCAUUUCACACAAAAAUAAAAAUACGUGUCAUUGAAUCUGAAGAAAUUCCAUCACUUAGAAUGACAAGUGAAUCUGAAAGUUAUGGUAAAAAGUCAGAAUCAACAGCAGAAUUAAAUAGACUCCGAAUGAAGAAAAAUAAUAAUCCUACAUAA